AUGUGUUCAGGUGCCGAUGUACCCCAAGAGCAAAAAGCAGGAUGGGCAAGUUUCAUCAAGAGUUUAGCUCAAAUGACUGGUGAUCUCAGUUCGAUGACUGCUCCACCUUUCAUCCUCUCUCCCACUUCUCUUACAGAAUUCCCCGCAUACUGGUGUGAACAUCCUAACCUCUUUGCGGAGAUAUCAGAGGGCAAGACCGAACAAGAUAGGAUGGAGAGAGUCUUGAGGUGGUUCAUUGAUACUCUUAGUGCUCAAUAUACCACGCGUAAUGAGAAGAUGGGUUCAGAGAAGAAGCCCCUUAAUCCAGUCCUUGGGGAGUUGUUCUACGGUAUCUGGCCGGAUCUCAGUGGUAGAGGAGAGACUCGAUUGGUCGUAGAGCAGGUAUCGCAUCACCCUCCUAUCACCGCUUACUACAUCGAAAACGCGAAAGCAGGUGUCAAGCUUCAAGGUCAUUCUGGUCAGAAGACAUCGUUCACUGGUACUGCUAUCAAUGUGAAACAAUCCGGCCACGCUGUUCUCACCGUACAACCUAAGAAUGGACAAAAGGAGGAGAAAUACUUGAUUACCCUUCCGAAACUCCGAAUCGAGGGUAUCAUCUGGGGGUCACCUUACAUCGAGUUGACCGACACCAAUGCCAUUCAAAGCAGCACAGGUCUUACUGCGCAGAUCGACUACAAAGGCAAAGGUUACUUCUCUGGUAAAUCCCACUCUUUCAAAGCGUCCAUCGCCAACGCAUCGGGUAAAUCACUUCAAACGUACGAAGGGCAAUGGACCGGUAAAUCCCACAUCGGAGGAUCCAAAGGUCCGAUCUUCCUUGACACCACUGUACCCAAGGAGGAGGUCACCGUCAGGGAUGUCUCUCAGCAGACUGAAUGGGAAAGCAGGAAACUCUGGGUCAAUGUCGCUAAGGGUAUCAGAACCGGUAAUUACGAUGAGGCUGGUAAAGAUAAGACGAGAAUAGAGAAUGAACAACGUCAAAGACGUAAAGAUGAGACUACUAACAAUACCACUUGGGAACAUUUACACUUCACCCAUGUCGAUUCCGAUUCGGAUUACCAGUUCUUAUCGGCUCUGUUGCAUGACAAGCUGACCCCCGCUCACGAAGAUGCUUAUGUGUUCAAACCGGAGACGAUGGACGUUGUAGGUAGAUCUGCUUAA
Messenger RNA from Kwoniella botswanensis, 1158 nucleotides. RefSeq lists its product as uncharacterized. Gene Ontology annotation, cellular component: intracellular membrane-bounded organelle; membrane; cytosol. Gene Ontology annotation, molecular function: oxysterol binding. The transcript is spliced from 10 exons. The record is from RefSeq and is a predicted model, not a curated record. The coding region runs from base 1 to 1158 and encodes 385 amino acids. NCBI's taxonomy places the organism in Eukaryota, Fungi, Basidiomycota, Tremellomycetes, Tremellales, Cryptococcaceae.